AUGCAAUUGCACGCCUGCCUAGUCUCGGCCCUCCUGCUCGCCGUCUCCGUCGCCGCCCACUACCAAGUCGGCCAUCAUGGCGGCCAGCACCCGCACCCGCACCCCAAGAAGGUCUUCCCUUUCCUGAGCUGGAUCCGCGACAGCGCCGUCGGCUUCAUCUUCGGCAAGGCCAAGUCCGCAGACGUCGUGUCCUACCCGGGACUCCAGGCCAAGAGCUACACGAACGAGGUCGUCAUCAGAUUCAAUGUCACUGAGACGGACGAGGAGGAGGCCCUGGCCAAGGCCGCGGACCGGCUGUUCUUGGACGUCUGGGCCUUCACCCCCGAGUAUGUCGACAUACGGCUCCACAAGGACGAUGUCCCCUCCUUGAUGGGGCUCUUGCCCGAGUCGCUCCGCGCAGACUACUUCCCUCUCAUCCCCGAUCUGGCCUCCGCCGUCUGGGAGACGUACCCAUCCAAGAAAUCAUCGAGAAUCGGCCAGAGCCGAGUCGAACGCAGCGCAAACACCCUCGGCGGACGCGCCACAGAUGGGACCGACAACCUGUUCUUUCAGGACUACCAGCCAUUGCCCGUCGUGACGCAAUGGAUGCGUCUUCUCGAAGCCAUGUUCCCAUCCUUGGUCCAUAUCGUCACUAUCGGCAAGUCAUAUGAAGGCAGGGACAUCCUCGGCCUGAGGGUUGGUGAGGUUGUCAAACACAAGGCAACAACUGCCAAGGCCCGCAAGACGCUCGUUGUGACCGGAGGCGUCCAUGCGAGAGAGUGGAUCUCUACUACUACUGUCAAUUACCUUGCCUGGUCUUUCAUCACAUCGUACAACAAGGAGCCGAUGAUUACGAAAUUCCUCCAGAACUUUGAUAUUGUCUUCGUCCCGGCUCUCAACCCCGACGGUAUUGAGUACACGUGGGAGGUAGAUCGGCUCUGGCGCAAGUCUAGGCAACAUACAAACCUCCGCUUCUGCCGCGGCCUCGAUCUGGAUCACGCGUUCAGCUACAAGUGGGACAGCGUGAAGCACCAGACCGACCCCUGUUCGGAGAGCUACGGCGGCGAUGAGCCCUUCCAAGCAGUCGAGGCACUACAACUUGCACAGUGGGCCAAGAACGAGACCGGCAACAAUGUCCACUUUGUGGGCCUGCUUGACCUGCACUCGUACUCCCAGCAAGUGCUCUUCCCCUUCUCGUAUUCCUGCUCCGUUGACCCGCCAAACCUGGAGAACCUCCAGGAGCUCGCCGCCGGGAUCGCCAAGGCUAUCCGGUUGUCAAACGGCCAGGCCUACAGCAUCGCCUCGGCCUGCGAGGGCGCCACGGCCCAGGACCACAGCAACUUCGGCCCGCAGCCGCGGAUCGAGUCCGGCGGCGGCUCCGCCAUCGACUGGUUCUACCACGAGCUCAAGGCCCGCUACAGCUACCAGAUCAAGCUGCGGGACACGGGCAGCUACGGCUUCCUGCUGCCCAGCGAGAACAUCGUGCCCACGGGCCAGGAGAUCUUCAACGCCAUGAAGUACCUGGGCGACUUCCUGCUCGGCAACAAUGGCAUUGAGAAGCUUGGUGGGGACGACGAUGCCGCGCAGUACUCCAAGAUCACGGAUGCGCCGCCGAGUGAAGAGACGGAUGAGGAUUGGGUGGAGCUCAGGAGGCGGAGAAGGAGGAGGUGA
Molecule: messenger RNA, 1650 nt
Organism: Phaeoacremonium minimum UCRPA7
Lineage: Eukaryota; Fungi; Ascomycota; Sordariomycetes; Togniniales; Togniniaceae
Product: putative zinc carboxypeptidase protein
Exons: 1
Coding region: 1-1650 (549 amino acids)
Biological process (GO): proteolysis
Molecular function (GO): metallocarboxypeptidase activity; zinc ion binding
Source: RefSeq, a predicted model, not a curated record